AGCGGUCUAGAACUAUUGAGUCGCGUCUUUGUCUGUGAUGACAGAGUGAAUUAGAUAUUAAAGACCUCUUUUAGUGUUAAUUAUUUACCUCUGAGUAGGUAUCUAACUUUUGCCUCCGAAGCCGCAGCGACAGGUUCCAGGACAGAUAAGGAAUGUGUACAAACAGGGCAGAAAAAAAGGCUAUAGCAAAGGAACGACGCAAAAAAAUCAACAAAAUUUUCCGCGGCAUGGCGUCCAACAUGCUGAAGCAUUCCUUCCUGACCUUCCGUUACUACCUGGACCUGAUAAUCGACACGAUCUUCGGCCUCUUCUGGGAGAGCAAGCGGCAACCCUUCCCGGACUUGGACAAAAGACACGCGAUGCUGGAAAAUAGCGCAUUGACAUUGGCAUAUAAGAUACGUACAAAAGAACUUAAAUCAGAAGAUUUGGUUAAUGCGUGCAUCGAAAGAAUUAGGAUUGUAAAUCCCAUCUUGAAUGCAGUAACAGACGAGAGGUUCGAGGAAGCGUUGAAAGAUGCUCGUGAGGUGGACAAUAUGAUUGAGGAGGGCCUGUCAAGGGAGUAUUUUAAGAAGAGACCUUUCUUGGGUGUACCGUUCACAACAAAAGAGAGCACAGCCGUUGAAGGCAUGCUGAACACGCUAGGCCUGGUCUCCAGGCGUUACACGCGCGCCCACGAGGACGCCGAAGCGGUCAGACUGAUGAAGGCUGCUGGUGCUAUACCCUUGGCGGUCACCAACGUGCCAGAGGUCAACAAAUGGCAGGAGUGCCGCAACAUGUUGUUCGGUCAGACCAACAACCCGCACCACGCGGGGCGCUCCCCGGGGGGCUCCAGCGGCGGCGAGGCGGCGCUCGCGGCGGCCGCGGCCACGCCCAUCGCCCUAUGUUCCGACAUCGGCGGCUCCACUCGAAUGCCCGCAUUUUACUGCGGCCUGUUCGGCUAUAUCCCCACGGCCGGGUGUACAAAUCUAAGAGGCGUGGCGCUCCGCACUGGCGAAGCGCCAUCUAUGGCGUCAAUAAGUUUCGUCAGCAGACACCUGUGGGACCUGGCGCCGCUCACCAGGGUCGUGGCCGGGGAGAAGGCGGAACUCCUCGGGCUGGACAGGGAUGUCGCUAUCGACAAAAUCAAAAUUUACUUCACUGAGACAGCUCAAGACAUGAGAGUUAGUCCCAUCAGUGCCGAGCUAAGGGACAUUAUGAGAAAAGCGAUUGCGGUAUUAGCUAAUUUAGCGCCAUCUGGCGAGAACGCGCCGAAGCCGUAUUACCAUGAAGGAUUCAACCACAUGUACUCCCUUUGGCGGCACGCGAUGACAAAAGAGGUUGACAGCUUCCCCAAACUCCUCGCUAACAAUAAUGGUGAAGCGAAAGCGAUUGUUGAGUUGCCAAAAAAGCUCCUAGGCCUUUCACAAUUCACAUUGGCGGCCAUUUUGAAGUUAGUGGACGAGCAAAUCCUUCCUCAGGUUAAUAAGGAAUGGGCGGAACAGCUGACUGAGGAGUUGAAGCAAGAUCUUCUUAGUACACUGGGCACUGACGGCGUUUUGGUGUUCCCCAGCGCACCGUCAGUGGCGCCCUAUCACUACACACUGCUGUUGAAGCCGUUCCAUUUCGCUUACUGGGGUAUUUUCAACGUGCUGAAAGUACCAGUUGUUCAGGUUCCCCUGGGAUUGAAUAAGAACGGUCUCCCUCUGGGCUUGCAAGUUGUGGCCGCGCCUUACCACGACCAUCUCUGCCUGGAGGUCGCAAAACACCUGUCAAGUGCUUUAGGUGGUUCCAUACCCCCUUGGAUGUCUAGAUUUUGUAGAUAAAGUUUUUAUAAAAUAAAUUAAAAAAAAAAUUUUUUUUUUUUUUUGUAAAUAAUAUUAGUUUGAACAAGUGUUAUUUGUGUUUGUGGUUCUUUAUAUUGUUUUUUUUUUUAAUAGUUCAAGAAAGUUAUGAUAUUGAUUUUUUUUUUUUUUGUACUAAAAUAUUAAUUCUCGAUGUAUAAAUGCUCAAUAUUGUCGUAAGCGUAAUUAACACAAGUGAUUUCUUUACUAUAAAACUAUUUCUUAUAUUAAAAAAAAAUAUUAUUUAAUAUGUAUUAUUAUAGCAUAAAAUAUUGUUUUAUAUUUUUAAUGUUAUUAUUCGAGAUAUAAAGAGCUUAGAAAAAAAGACAUAAUAAUAGAAAACAAUAAUUAUUUUCACGAUGAUAUGCCCUGAAAUCGAACCCGGGACCUGUGGUCUAAAGUCUUGUUUGUCUCUGUAUCAAAUGUCAAAAAAAAACAUUCCAACAAUUUUUGCACAUUCAUAGAUUGUCACAGUAUUUUCACGAAACUGA
This is a messenger RNA of Amyelois transitella, 2311 nucleotides long. RefSeq names its product fatty-acid amide hydrolase 2. The record is from RefSeq and is a predicted model, not a curated record. NCBI's taxonomy places the organism in Eukaryota, Metazoa, Arthropoda, Insecta, Lepidoptera, Pyralidae. The coding region runs from base 153 to 1802 and encodes 549 amino acids. The transcript is spliced from 13 exons.